UGAAAAGAAAAGGAAAAAAAGGCUUUCACCAAUAGAGGGAAGAACUGAGUCAACUGACAGACCCAUGAUGUGAAAUGAUGUUUAAGAAAACAGAAAUCUAGAAGGUAAAACAGCUCCCUCUUUGAGUGACGAUGGACGAGAAUGUAGAACUUGAAAUAUCAGGGCUGCCAAACAAUGUGCAAACACACAUUCAGCAGAUUGUGAGGAAGAAUUCGAACCUCUCUAGUCAAUAUGCUAAAGAGUUAGAAAGAGCUCUGACAAAAGUAGCGGUGCUGCCCUUCGAAGACGAAAUACAACGGCGAAAUUUCUUUGAAAAGGUACAGAGUUUACAGGGUUACCACAUCAUUAAAAUUUUCAACUUAGGAGUUGCUCCACGUCACAAAUCUGCAAAAGAAUCUUCAACCCAAAUUCUGGAGGAUGUGACCAAGAUUUUCGACAUUUGCAUAUCUUUUUGCUACACCAGUGAUGUGUCGAAGCGAGUCUCUUUUGACCUUUACCUGAGUGCAUUGAAAUUUUGCUUUCCCCCGCAUAAUGAGCAAAGCCUACCAAUUACAGUUCUUUCCUUGUUACUCGAACUUGUACAAACUUUUCAGCGCAGAAAAACUAAAGCUGAGCUGGAAAUACUCCCGAAGAACCGACUUCCUGCUAAUACCUGGAAUUUCUUUGGAGAAAUUCUUGAUGUCUUUGAAAAGAGACGACACGAUGGCUACCUUUUAGAAAUAAUUUAUCAAACGGCGAGGCUCGCUACUGCGGACGAAAAACUUGCAAUAAAACUAGUCGAUGAUGCGACAUUGCAAGGCAAAAAAACACUUUCCUCCCUUUUGUUGGUAAAGUGGAUUAAUCUCCUAAAAUCACCAAGCGUUAGCAAUUGUUUUGCGGUUUCUCUGGCAGAAAUUGAUCCUUCUGGAGAGGAAAGUGAACCAUUCUUUUCAGGUGAAAUCUGGUUUGGAGGAUAUGAAUUUCCCUACCAAUCUACCAUUUUGUAUUUUUGGAGAGUUUUAGAAGAGAUCAAUAUGAACUGUAGAGACUUAAGAAUUCCUAACGACAAGGAUAGGAUGGAAAUAUUCUUUAGUCAAAUGAGUCACUUUUGUGUCCAUCCUGAUAUUGCUAUCUUAUCACUCCAUUUAUUAGUGGCGAAAAGUAUUUCCAAUGAAGUGUUGAGACAAACUCUUGAAGUGUUCUUCCAGAAACAUAGAAAGGAAACUGGCCUCACCGAGAAAGCCUCUGAGCUUAAUUUGAAAGUUUUACGAAUACGUCCAGAUGGUGAACUGCUGAAGGAGAUCGUGGAAUUCUGGUUAGGUGAUUUUUCGAAUGAUCCAGGUCACGCCGCUAGUCUUGUCUGUUUGUUGGGCCUUUUCGGGGGAGACCCAAAUAACGAACGCGAAACAGCCAAGAGGAUAUUUAAUUUCCUGGAACGACUUCCUCGUCCUUUCUUAGUCUUGAUACCAUUCUGGCAUGAGAUCUUUUGUUGGCUCAUGAAGAUAUUUCCAGAAUCUUUUGACUUGCGCCCUGAAGUGUUGGCGCUGAUUCAGAAUGCGGCUGUUCUGGCGUCACAGGUACAGGGUCAAUUACAUUUCGCCAACGCCCAAGUAAGAACUGUCCAAUUUUUACGGUGGUUACGCGCACAGGGGUGCACAGAGGAAGCCAAGAGCGAGACGAUUUUGCUUCUUACCUCUAUUACUCAAAGUGAAACAGUGAACCACAGACGGACGACCACGCGUGAUAUGGAUGUUUUGACAUCUCUACAUUUUUGUGAAGAAUUGUCAUUUAGUUCCAAGGAGAACGUUGUUCGUGAACUUGUUUCUCUGGAACCACGUUUAGAGGAAGAGGAUCAGGAAGCUUUAAAACUGUCCAUAGAAAGUAUUUUAUCAAGUCCAGAUUGCGCAGAGGAAAUAUUUUGUGAAAUUUUUGCCCUUGUUAAGAAUUUUGUUGAUGGACAAGGGCCGAAGACUACAGCCAAAGUCUUUUUCGAAGCUCUGAGGUGGUUAUCGACAGUGCCGAUCUCUUAUGAUAGAAGACUUAAAAUGAUCAGGAACUUCUGUAACCGUGAAUCUGAAAUUGGUUUUAAGAACUUCAGGUGUAUUUUGUCGGUACUGACACAAGCUGAAUUUCUCAGAGAAGGAGAUAAGUCCUUUGAUCUUCUGGUUCACGUAGUUCUUGAGACUUUUAAAAGUGAUUUUGGUUUAUGUGAACAGCUGUGUUGUGCUCUAGAGUCUCCUCUUAAGUUCCCCUCAUCAUUUGUUCUAAAGGUGUGGACUUGUGCUGUCGCUGGAUUGAUAUCCUUAGGACUGUAUAAGAAAAACAUUGACUCGUUCUGUUGUCUUCCAGUUUUACGAAGUGCACAUGGAUUUGAUUCACCAUUCGAAGUUCUUCAACUUUUAUUUCUGGCGAGAUCAACGGCUCUCACUCUAUCAAGACGCAACUUAGAAGCUAACUUACGUAGCGGCCCGGAAACCUCUUCACAAUCCUUUUCCAUUGGAGGUAACAACCACCUAAGGAACUUUGUACACGCUUGUCAAAUAAUCCUUGUUAUGGACACUUUUUCAACUACGCAAAAAAUGCUUCUGGUCGUGAAAGUGCGCAAUGUCAUACUUUGUGAGCCUCAGAUCUCCACUGCGUUGACACAUGCCUUGAUGCGUCUAAUCCCGUACGUUUCUAGCAAGGACAAGAUCCAUGCGAAGUUUGACCGCAUCAUUGCCAUAUUAAGUAAUCCUAAAUUGCUAAAUGAGCUCUCAAGAAUUCCAAAAGCUGUUAAUACUAAUGAUAUUGUCCGAGUGGUGGCCAGAUACAUGUUCAACGUGUCAUCUGAAGUUAAAUCAGUGGAGGUUCUCCUGUUCAUUGCUUCCUUACAAGACAAGGAUGAAAAGUUACUCACACAGUUGUUAUCUUUUGUUGAGAUGGCCAUUAAGAUAUCCUCGUCAAUGGAGGAUGCUCUAGAAGUUUUGAAAGAGUUAGUGUAUUUGCUUCGUCAAGUUGAGACAGAAAUGAUUCCUUUUAUGUUAAUAAACUUCGCGUCUUUCAUCGGAAACCCGGUCGACAAACAGGAGAGAGACAAAUUUCUCUUAGAACUUUCCAUGUGGUGGGAAAGUUCUCCCAGCCACGUAGUGCUUUCGGUUUUGGAAGUUCCGCGACUUCUAUGGAAAGUAUACAGUACUAUCAGCAAUCCAGCGAAGAGAGGUGAGCUGAUCGGUCGUGCACAAGAAAUUAUCUGUAGGAAUGAAACAUCGUGGCACGAAUGGAUGGCUAAUGAAAACUACGGUCAGUUUCUAGUACGGCUAUCUGAACAGAUCGCUUGCUGUGAGCUGGAGUGGCUCGUUUUCCAUUCCCCGCUCUCAAAUGAGGAUGCUGCUCUUGCGUUCGAUCUUAGCCGUCUUUUCUUUCGAACACCAGGCUAUCGUCUGAGAUCUUCAUCUUUCUUUGAUGUAACGAUUAAAGAUGGGGGUUUUAAGUUUUGUAGGGAUGAAAGAGCGCCCGAAGUACUUAACGGACGAACUUGCGCAACACCCUUGGUCGAAGAGGAAUCAAUGUUAUCGGACACAAAGCAACAAGGGGCAGUUCUUAUACCCGUUUUAAUGGCCCAGAAAGUGAUUCUUUGUUUGACUCGACUACUCGGGCCACUGGAAAACCUCGCUGAAAAUGCCCUCUCUGUUUGGAAACUUGUCUGUAAAGCACAACAAGAGGCUAGAUUUGUUGAUCAGUGUGGCUGCGACUUUUUAUUCGAUGAUUACCUAGAUAUUUUCGAGUCAAUUCUUGAAGAAGCAUCCUCUAAAGAAAUUGUUUUCCUCUGGGCAAGCCAAAAUCCACACCAUGCUGUUCAGUGGUCAGUCGUUGUUUUCAGUGCACGCAGAUGGCAAAGAAAAGAGAUAAAAGAUACUGACAAUGAUGCUGUUUUAAAUUUUCAAACUCUUGUCAGUACAACAUUGCGUAAAAUACGGCCACCUCGCUUGCCAUGCUUCAGAAAUUGUGAAUCAGACCUGAAGCACUUGAGUAUCUUUCUUGAGCGCCGAUUGCCGAUUGAAGUGACGAAAGGAGUUCUCGAACUCUAUCAGGUGGAUACACAAGCAGGGGUCAUUAUCGGAGAAAUUGUCUCUUCGUGGUCCUCUAUUGAGCAGUCACUGACACUUUUGGAGAAAGUUCGAUCUGACUAUCGAGCAAAUGAUAUGAUACCCACCACAGGAACUAACUUUGUCUUGCAGCUUCUGAAAUCAUUUACUCGCCAUGGUAUGCUAAACACGUGUCAAGAUUUUCUAUCCAUGUAUGAGCACCUAAAAGACAUACGUGACUCAGAGGAUCCAUAUGGUCUCAAAAGGUUGCCCACAUGGAUAAAGGCAAUGAUGGAGGCAGGAGACUACACAACAAGGUCAAUCGACUCCUGGUGUGUAGCCUUCCUGAACACUCCGUUGGUCGAUCUUAAGUCGCGGGACAUUGAUGCCAUUGUCAGUCUAGAUUUCGACGCUCUGCAACUUGUCGCAUCUGUGUCAGAAACAAUCAAAAGAGUCAUCUUUCCUGAAGAUGGAUUUCAAGUCACGGAAGGAGAAGGGAUCAAGUCAAGUUCGAUCAGGGAACGCAUUCAGCUAGCCAAGGUAAUUGGGGAUUUUAUCGAAAUUGUGAGGCUUCUGAAACCCAGCGAAAAUCCCAAAGCAACAAAUGUCACAGACAUCGUUGUCGGUGCCUGCAAUGAGCUUUGUGCAACCUUUGAGGGGAAAAGUGGGAGGAAGAAAAGUGAGCUCUGCAAAAUUCGUGGCCAGGCGCUGAAGGCUAUUUUCACAGAAGUAUUCCUCAGUGAAAAAGAGAGUAAAGAUUUCCUUUUGACAAACCAAGAAGAUCAGAAAGAAAACCCGACACCGUCUGUAUUGAGAAACAAAGAACAUCUUGACCCAGUGCUGGAGCCUUUGCUACGGCGUUGGCUUUUAGGGAUUGUCGGUCAAAGACCAUCCCUAGCCUCUAUCACUCUGGAAAUUCUUCAGCUACUUCCUCCCAACGUUGGCCUUGCUCAUUGUCCAAAUUUUCAAGCUGGCAUUCAAGCUCGCAUUUUAUCAUUUGAAAGAAAUCAAUCGCUCAUGGCCCAACUUCAAGCAGUGGGAUACAACGGGAGAGAGCAAGACAAUCCCGAUCUAUGGUCCUCACCCAAUAUUAAGCUCUCCGGCUUCCUCAGUAAUCGCGAAUCAUCGAGUCGCAGAACCUAUCGCAAGAAAUUGACAGAGGUCCUACGAUUUCAUUGGUAUGGCUGGACGGACCUGCUUUCCAUGUUCAAGGUUGAAUCUGUUGAAGUUGGUGGGGUUGAGGUUCGCAGAGAAGAUCUUUUUGGAUCUCAGGCAUCCCUAGAAGAGAUGGAGGACCAGGUAGCUGCCGUAAAGGAACGGGCCAGGAAACUUAGCUGUGCACCCGUUAAUCCAGAGUUCAAAAGUUCACCAGAAGGAAUUGACAGAUGGAUCAACGACUUGUUACGCAGAGAACAGCAAUAUCGCAGAACGAUAGCAAAGCAGUACGAUCCCCUUAGCAUUCCUGAUUACCGUCAAGAAAUGAAGGAAUUUGCAGCAGUUUGGGAAAACCGGUUUCUUGAGCAGGUGAAUCAAUGUUCGGAGAGAAUUCCAGGUUGCUACGCCCCCAAUGGUUUCCACACCGAAAAACCUGUGAUUUGUGCUCUGUCCGUGGACAACAGGAUACUGACCGUGUUCAAGGAGGAAAGUGGAGAAGAAAUUGAAAAUGUUGAAGUUAAACUCUUUGAAGGUGGAAUGUUUGUUUAUGACCUGCACACGAGUGGCCACGAUUACGUCACGGACGAGCUCUGGGCUGCGUUUUAUAAGAUGCUGCUGGAAAAGAGAUUGGUGCCAAGGAUUGUUUUGUCCCCUGGGAGCCCAGGCUUUUACUGGAUAAGGAACUUUGUGACGCCUGAUACGAGCCUUCCCUAUCCAGAGAAGUGGGAACUACACACGGGCAUUGUUCCCAAACAGGAAGAUGUUUUCGACUACCUCCCGACAAGCACAGCCAUGUGGCAGGAAUCUACGGAAUUUAUUACCCUAACAACGGAGAAUGUUGCUGGUUUUCAGUUCAGUGAUUUUAAGGACGCCAGCAUCGUUGAGGAGAAAGAAAAACGAACGAAACAAAUGGCUGGCACAGCUAUUGAACAACUCCAACUCGAACUGAAGCUUCUGCACGGAGACGACGAACCAAUCAAGGCAGCCUUGGUAAAAAGACUAACGUGGUCAAUCAAGGAGACGGUGAAGGGCAUCCUCGAUGGUGCACAGCCUACGCUAGAGACCGUGAAGGAGCUUACCGACAUGGACAAACUUGCUUUUAGACUCCCAGAAGUGAAGAGAAGUGACAAGAGUAAACAACAGUACGCAACUUGCAACGUUGAGAUGCUUGCCUCUUAA
Messenger RNA from Stylophora pistillata, 6377 nucleotides. RefSeq lists its product as uncharacterized. The record is from RefSeq and is a predicted model, not a curated record. NCBI's taxonomy places the organism in Eukaryota, Metazoa, Cnidaria, Anthozoa, Scleractinia, Pocilloporidae.